This is a messenger RNA of Gavialis gangeticus (Gharial), 1920 nucleotides long. It is a transcript of the gene TMEM268, whose product is annotated as transmembrane protein 268. The record is from RefSeq and is a predicted model, not a curated record. The transcript is spliced from 10 exons. Bases 755 to 1777 code for a protein of 340 amino acids. NCBI's taxonomy places the organism in Eukaryota, Metazoa, Chordata, Crocodylia, Gavialidae.
CCAUUCAAAAUGAACCUCUUCUCUUCCUGCACUGCCCCUGUGCUUAGGGAAGUUGCAAUCAUUUUCCUGUAAUGCAGUAGACUGAGAUGGAAAGAAAACUGUGAUGAGACCCCUUCUGGUUUUAUAUUUGAUCACGUUCCGUUUUUCAGGGAGAAGCUGGCUUGGAUGCAGCAGUGAGGGAGGUGAUAUCAUGUCUGCCGUUUGGCCCGGGUGACUGUGCAUUCUCCUGUUUUGAAAUGGAUUUGAAUAUUGCUGAACAAGGACCUGGGAUUCAGCCCCUAAAGCACUUUUAUUUGGCUUCUCUACAGAGAUAUAUAUUUGUAAAUGAAAUCAGGGAAAUACCCUACUGAAACAUCUCGUUUUUGUGACUACUCAGCGAAUUCUCAGGCCUGGGCUGAACAGUGUGAAGGCACAAAGUGUCCAGUGUUGGAUAUUCCCAUACAAAGAAAGAAGAAAGAAUGACCAGGGUAGAGCUCAUUUGAACCAUGAUUGGACCAGAGCUAAAUUGUGACUCCUGCGCAGGCAGAAAAGAUCCUGUUAAUAGCCCUAUUGAAGACAAUGAGAUUACUCUUCACUGUGAAAAAAAAAUCAUAAUCUACUCCACAACAAGGAGAAUGUUUUUUUUAACACGCUGACUUGGUUUUUCCUGGCUGCUUCCUUGCAAUAAAAGAGGAAAGGAGGGAAUUCAUGAAUGUGGAGUGUUUGAUUUAUAACAGUCAAGCUAAGAGAUCCUGAUAGAGACAUUUUAUUCACCAUGUCACAUGAAAGCCAAGCAAAUGGAGCUGAGAAAAAUGGUUCCUUGUCUUCUCCCUCUUCCUCCAUCUUCUACUGUAAGAACCACUUAGUGAAAGAGCUUCACAAUGGCCAGGUGCUUACAGUUCUCAGUGCUAACAAUAGCUGCUCUUCCAUCUCCUUUGAUCUGGAGCUUUGUGUAGAAAAACUGAAGACCUUGGGAAUUCAGAUGACAAUGGAUGAAUGGAGAAGUUUAAUUCAAAACCCAGUUCUAAAGCCUGAAAUAAGACGCUACAUGUUCUACAACUCCAGAGCUUUCAGAAUAGCUAUUGCUGUGAUUUUUUACAUUUCUCUCUGGACAAAUAUUUAUUCCAUAAUGCGGCUGUAUGCUUUUGGACACUACUGGGAAAUCAGCAUAUUGGUGACUUUCGUUGCAGUAGCAGUCACUAUAAUCAUAAUACUGAUUAUUGACCGAUAUCAAAGAAAGAUAAAUGUGAAUACAGAUGUAAGGCUAGCAGCUGCCAACGAAGCUUUCAUGGGACAUAAUUUACUUGUGGGGAUUACAGAUGCUACGGAUAGGCUUCAGAGCAUUCUACAACUUUGGUUUGUCUACUUCAACCUGGAAGAGUGUCUUGAGUCCUUAACAAACUAUAUUGCAGAGCUGAAGAGAAACCAAGAGUCAGCCCUGAAGCAUAGUCUGGACCAACUCUGCAUUGUUAUAGAGAGAGUCAUCCAGCCAGCUCAGGGAAGAGGAGAGGAGAGUUCAUCUGAAGAAGCCCCUCUCCUAACCAGCAAGAAGAACUUAAAGAAAAGGACUCUGACAUACAAUGACCUGAUGCAGCUCAUUCCCCAAGAAGCUCCAGAGGUGAUGGCCCGACAUUUGCUGGUGAUCUUCAGUGGCAAUUAUGUCAGACUGCUGGUCAACGGUCAGCUCCCUCAGGUCGUUACGUUACGGCACAUGGAACAUAGUAAUGCCCCCUGCCCUUGCGAGUUCAUAAAAACUAGUGUACUCAACACGGGACACUGCUGUUUCAAGGCGAGGUGAAUGCAUAACCCUGGAAAGAAUUGUUGCAGCAACUACUUUUUGAAUACAGUGGUUCAAGAAAUAAGCCAGAGCUCAAGGAAGUCUUGAAGUGGGCUGCAACUCCUCUGAGGGACUUGUUCUGACUGACACAAGGAUUAAAGAAC